GGUGACGUGGACACGGAAGUGGUCGUCGUCGCGGUGGCACCGGUGGGAGCAGGGCGCGGGGCUUAGAGUGCGGCCAGUGGGCGGACGGGCGGCGGCGGUCUCGCACCUGCAGUGGCGGAGGACGCAGGUGUUGUCGGUUGGGUGCGAGUCUGGUGAGCUGACGAGCGGCUUCUCAGCGCUUCCCCUGCCCGUCGGUGCCCCGCAGCUGGGUCCCGUUCAGCCGGCGUCACCAUGACCAAGGCCGGUAGCAAGGGCGGGAACCUCCGCGACAAGCUGGACGGCAACGAGCUGGACCUGAGCCUCAGCGAUCUGAAUGAGGUCCCGGUCAAGGAGCUGGCUGCCCUCCCAAAGGCCACCAUACUGGAUCUGUCCUGCAAUAAACUGACGACUCUACCGUCGGAUUUCUGUGGCCUCACACACCUGGUGAAGCUGGACCUGAGUAAGAACAAACUGCGGCAGCUUCCAGUGGACUUUGGCCGCCUGGUCAACCUCCAGCACCUGGACCUCCUCAACAACAGGCUGGUCACCCUGCCUGUCAGCUUUGCUCAGCUCAAGAGCCUGAAGUGGCUGGACCUGAAGGAUAACCCCCUGGAUCCUGUCCUGGCCAAGGUGGCAGGGGACUGCUUGGAUGAAAAACAGUGUAAGCAGUGUGCCAACAAGGUAUUACAGCACAUGAAGGCCGUGCAGGCGGAUCAGGAGCGAGAGAGGCAGCGGCGACUGGAAAUAGACCGAGAGGCUGAGAAGAAGUGGGAGGCCAAGCAGCGAGCUAAGGAGGCUCAAGAGCGGGAACUGCGGAAGCGGGAGAAGGCAGAAGAGAAGGAGCGCCGGAGAAAGGAGUAUGACGCUCUCAAAGCAGCCAAGCGGGAGCAGGAGAAGAAACCUAAGAAGGAAACAAAUCAGGCCCCAAAAUCUAAGUCCGGCUCUCGCCCCCGUAAGCCACCACCCCGGAAACACACUCGAUCCUGGGCUGUGCUGAAGCUGCUGCUGCUGCUGCUGCUGUGUGUAGCUGGAGGGCUGCUUGCUUGUCGGGUGACCGAGCUGCAGCAGCAGCCCCUCUGCACCAGUGUGAACACCAUCUACGACAAUGCCAUCCGGGGCCUGCGCAGCCAUGACAUCCUCCAGUGGGUCCUGCAGACCGAUUCUCAACAGUGAGCUUGUCCUCAACACCUGCUGCCUCCCAGCCUUGGAGCUUGGAUUCCUAUGGAAUUGGGUUCUGCUGGACACAACCUCUUUUUAGUGUCAGACCUACCUGCCAUCAUCAAAUGGCUGCUGUUUGGUACUUGAGACCUCCUCUUUGUAAGACUUCUUUGUUCCUCAGUCAGGGUUCCCUGGUGGAAUAAGGAGAAAUAGGAGGUGGGGACAGUUACCUGCAUGCUUAAAAAAAUAGGCUUGGGGUAGGGAGAGAGCCUUUUCUAGUUGUCAUACAAAGCUGUGUAAAGGCAAGACUCGUUUUUACUAAAGGUCAGCUGUCACUACAUUUA
Messenger RNA from Odocoileus virginianus texanus, 1481 nucleotides. The record is from RefSeq and is a predicted model, not a curated record. NCBI's taxonomy places the organism in Eukaryota, Metazoa, Chordata, Mammalia, Artiodactyla, Cervidae.